Puntigrus tetrazona (Sumatra barb) is the source of this 646-nucleotide messenger RNA. RefSeq names its product macrophage migration inhibitory factor-like. The record is from RefSeq and is a predicted model, not a curated record. The coding region runs from base 141 to 488 and encodes 115 amino acids. The transcript has 3 exons. NCBI's taxonomy places the organism in Eukaryota, Metazoa, Chordata, Actinopteri, Cypriniformes, Cyprinidae. Gene Ontology annotation, molecular function: phenylpyruvate tautomerase activity; cytokine activity.
GACGAUGCUUUACGGUAGCCUAGAAGAAGCACUUGCAUCGCGGUUACUCACCUUAUUCAACCCGGGCUCACAUCUGGAUACAUCCCUGGUCCUUCCACCUUGCACUAUUUCGCAGACAGCUCUGUCUCUUCGUUGCAGUCAUGCCGAUGUUCGUGGUGAACACCAAUGUUGCAAAGGACGCGGUUCCCGCUGAACUGCUGUCCGAGGCCACGCAGGAGCUCGCCAAAGCGAUGGGCAAACCCGCGCAGUAUAUCGCCAUACAUAUCAUCCCGGAUCAGAUGAUGAUGUUCGGGGGCAAAGGAGAUCCAUGUGCACUCUGCUCUCUCACCAGCAUUGGAAAGAUUGGGGGCUCGCAAAAUAAGCAAUACUCCAAACUUCUUAUGGGCCUGCUCAACAAACACCUUGGAAUUUCACCUGACAGGAUCUAUAUAAACUUUGUUGAUAUGGAUGCAGCCAAUGUGGCUUGGAACAGCACCACCUUUGGAUGAAGAAUAUGGAUUUAUCGCCUGAUAUGAGACUGCCGUUUCUGUUUCAGAAAAAAAGCUCUUGGGAGCAUGCUAUCAGUCGAUUUAGUCUUAACACACAGCACUUACUGCUUACAGCAGACAACAUUUUGCUUUGACAAUAAAGCUUCCUUUAAACUGUA